AAAACUUUUUCCUACGUUAUCUGAUACUAUCACCCCUCUUAAAUCUUGGUUCAGACCAAUGUGAUUGGCAACAAGAUUGCACGUUAGUUUCACUUUGUCCCGAAACUUAAAUUUUUUUUAUGUAUUUACUAUACUAUCAACUCUUAACAACUUUCUCCAUUUAAAAAUAUAUCUAACUAUGCAAAACUGUUCCAUCGAUAGAUUUGUUUUAAAACCAUCUCAAUUGAAUACAGAAAUUUCGAAAGUUAAAGCCGCUAUAGAACGACAAAAAAAAGUAUACAAUUCUGUAACUUUGUCAUUGCUGCCAGAUAAAGGCGCUAAACUAAAACACAAGAUCAAUGACUUAGAGAACUUGUUAAAAGACUUGACAAUUUCAGCUGUUGAAUGUUCUAAAUCCUCUCUUUCGGAGACCGUUUCUUCCAACGUAGUGAACAACAAAGAACUAAAAUCGAAUAGCUUAUCGACUAUAAAAGAUGGCAAAAUAAACUCAGUUUUUUCAACUAGGGAGCCCAAAACAAUCUCGUCACCAACAAAAGCUGUAAAAGAGCAGAAAGCAGUGUCUGUUUCUUCAAUAACAGUUAAGGAGGUCAAAUCAAAAUCUGAUUCAUCCGCAAAAUGGAUUUCUGUUAGUUCUACAUGUGACAGUGGUUUUCAAGAUGGAGACUCAGAUGAUACUCUGACUAUUUUAAAAAGCUCAACAGCUGAAAAAUUUACUUCUUUUCAUGAAUUGAGUAAAAAGAUUGAGAAAAGUUACCCCGACCCAUUAAAAGAAGUAGUAAAAUCUCCUGCUUUUAGAAAUUAUAGGAAAACCGAUGAAAUUCCUAAGACUAAGUUAACCGAAGCUAAGCCCUUAUUUGAAAAAGAAAAUUUAAAAAAAUCCUCUCACAGUGCUUAUUCUGUUAAUCAUGUGACAUGUCUUGCUAAUGAAGAAACCAUAAAACAACUUCAUGGAUCUCUUGCAAUUUUUCCUAAUGAUUGUGAAGAUGAAAAACAACCCAGACACCUUUUAGUGCCCUUGAUGAAACAUCAAAUUAAGGCAUUGUCGUGGUUAAUGUGGCGUGAAACUCAAACGCCCAGUGGAGGAGUUUUAGCGGAUGAUAUGGGUUUAGGAAAAACGUUAAGUAUGAUUGCACUCAUUUUAAAGCAACGAGAAAAAUAUUUAAAAGCGGUUCCAAAAAAAUUGGAUGAUGACGUCACGAAAGGAACAUUAGUUGUUUGCUUAGCUUCUAUAAUUCGUCAGUGGGAAGCAGAAAUUAAAAAGUACUGUAAAAAGGACUCGGUUAAUGUUCUUGUUUAUCAUGGAGCACAACGGAGUAGGGAUGUUCGAUAUAUGAGAAAUUUCGACGUUGUCGUAACAACAUAUCAGAUUUUGUUGUCUGAAAGUAAAUCUAAAGAAUCUGGUCUGUUUCAGCUGGAAUGGGAAAGAAUUGUUUUAGAUGAGGCGCAUACCAUUAAGAACCAUUCGUCUAAGACGGCUGCAGCUGUCUUUAGUCUUAGAGGUUUAAAGAAGUGGUGUGUGACUGGCACGCCUAUUCAUAAUGAUUUUAAAGAUUUGUACUCUUUGGUGAAGUUUUUGCAAUUUCAUCCAUUCGAUGAUUAUAAGAAAUUUAAAAAGCUAACUGAUGACAAGACUGAAGAUUAUUCGGAACGUAGAAAUAUGCUGGUGAAGAGCAUGUUAUUGAGGAGAACCAAGUCAGAAGUUGAUGACUCUGGUAAACCGCUGGUUAAAAUGGUUAAAAAAAGUAUUUUGACUAAGUAUAUAGAAUUAUCUCCCGAGGAAAGAAAAGUAUAUGAUGAGCUGCACAAGAAAGUGACUGAUGUAAUAAUGAGAAGAGUAUGUGAUAGCUCAUCAAAAAAGUUCAACAAUACUUCAUCUCUUUUAGUUUUGUUACUUCGAGUUCAACAAUGUUGUUGUCACGUUAGUCUUCUCAAUCAAGAAGCCGAAGAAUCGGUGGAUGACUCACUAAAUGAUAUAUCAAAUGCAUUAACUUCUUUGUCUAUAUCUAGUAGUCCAAGUCCUGACUCUAGCUUUAAUUCCAACUUAGACUUAACAUUCAGUGAAUACGAGAGUCAUAGUAUAAAUGAUAAAUCAGUAAUGAGUUCAAAAUUGCUCAAACUGUUCGAGGAACUGGAUAAAAUAGCUGAGGAGUCAAAUAAUAGUGCAAAAAGUGUGAUUGUUUCGCAAUGGGUCUCCAUGCUUAAAUUAGUGGAGCUGCACCUUAAGAAGAAAAAUAAAAUUUAUCAUAUGAUAGCUGGUAAUACUAAGUCAGAGGAAAGACAGAAAAUGUCUGAGGAUUUUAAUUUUAACUCUGACAGCCCUAAAAUUUUGUUGCUUUCAUUGAAAGCUGGUGGAGUUGGAUUGAAUUUGGUUGGAGCUAACCACUUGUUUUUGUUGGAUUUGCAUUGGAAUCCAGCUUUGGAAAUGCAGGCUUGUGACCGUAUACACAGAGUGGGACAAAAGAACGAAGUAUUUAUUCAUAAAUUUGUGUGUAAAAAUACUAUUGAAGAAAAGAUUUUAACCUUGCAAAAUACAAAGAGCAACAUGGCUUCUAGUGCCUUAAAUAAUGCUGGAAAAAUUAAAAAAGGCAUAUCAAUUGAUGACUUGAAAAUGUUAUUUAAUAUCAAAUUUUAAUUGUUUUUCAUUUUAUUGAAGUACUCAUUGUGUUUAUAAGAGAUUUAAAAAGUAUCUAUUUUAAAGUUAUAUAAUAUUUUUAUGUGGUAUAUUUCUGAAUUGUGAUCUGGUACCGUAAUUUUAAUUGACAAAGCAUUAUAUGUAUUUUAUGUUUAAAAAUUUUUUCAAAUGACCAUGUUGAGGUUGUAGGCUGUCAGCCCGUAGAAACCCUCUUCGAGUUGGUCCUAUUCUGUGAUGUUUUUUUGGCUUUUCGCUACCCGGAAAUUAUGGUGUGGUGAUUAUUUUGCUAUAUCAUGAUAUAGAAUUCUUUUCAAUGUCUUUAUUUCACAAUACUCUGACUAACCUUUAUUACUAACCUUUCUGAGUUCACAUAUUGAGUUUUUAAUACUUCACAUUUGUUAUCUUAAUAAAAUUUAUAAGUUUAACUUUGCAAUGUUUUAUACAAAUUUUAUUAAACCUUCUUUGGGGUGUUAAUAGGUGCUGUUUCUCACCAAGGUUGGCAAAUUUCAGGAUUUUCUUUUUUUAAUGAAUAAAAGAAAAAGAAAAAAACAGAUUUGAUUUGAAAUAGAUUUUUCUUAAUUUAAAUCAUAUAUUUUAUAUUUACCAGUUGAAACAUCUGAUAAAAUGUAUUAACACUGCUUAAAUUAUUUAAAAACAAAAAUAUAUCUGUAAUACUAACUUAAAUUUUUCAAAAAUUAUUAUUUGUUACUUACUACUUAUGGAAUAAAAAAAUCAUGGUUAUUUUAUUUUUAUUCUAAUUAAAUAUCUUGAAAUUUUUGAAAGGCACAGUUGGAUAUCCUUUGAAGAGUUAAAAUUAAUGUAGAUCAGGAUAGAAAUAAAGAAAACAAAAUUGUUGCAAGUUUUUCUGGGCAAAGCAAUUCUUAUUUCAAUUUUAAUGAACAUUAACUACAUAUUUAAUAUGUUUUAAAAAUACUUGGAAGUAUUCAUAUAAACAUAAAAUGAAAUAGGUGUCAUUGUAGUAUGUUAAUUGCCAUCAAAUUAUUUUAUAUACAGCUAAUGUAAAAUUAUGAUUUAUCAGUAUUAAUGUUAAUCUUCACCACUUUUAGCCUAUUAAUUUUAUUUAUUUUUUAGUCUUUUUUAAAAUAUAAUAAUUUAUCCUUUCAUUAUUUCUUGGAUAAAACUUUCAUUAUCAAUGAAAACAAACUUUAAAAAGAGUCCCACCCUAAAGAAUAUAUUUAUAAAAAUAUUUCUCACCUAAUAGCUUAAAAAACAAGCAGGUGAUUCAAAUCUAUUUAAAAAAAGAAAAGAUUUAAAUCAUGCCUAUCCUGUUUCUUUCGUUCCAUAUUUUUUCAAUUGUAUCCCCAACAUUAGAAAUAUUGUUCAUUUGGUAUUCGUCAUUUAACUAUUAAUUGUAUAAUUUUUAGUUUCUUCAUAAUUUUGUGACCCUAGUCAUUACUUUUUAAACUUUUGUGUGAGUUAGUGCUAUUUUUAAAAGACAUAUACAUGUUUGCUUUAUUAAGUAAAGUGUUUAAGUAACGAAUAAUUCUAAAGUUAACAGUAUUUGGAUUCAUAUUUUUGUAAAUGGGAAAAAAAAUGUUAAUAAUGCUGAUUAAAAAUUAGUUAAAUGUUUUAGGUUAGUUGUGUAAAAUUAUUAUACAUUUGUAGGAGUAAAAAGGAAAGUUAUGCAUGGACAAAAGUUUGAGUUUUUGUUUCUUUUCACAAACAUCUAGAAAUUAUAAAAAUUAAAAUGUCAAAUUUCGGAGCUUUACUCUGGUUUGCUCUAUUCUUAAAAUUGUAUCUGAUAUUUAAUGCAUCAGUUAUGCAACAAAAUUAUUUUUAGGUAUUUUUAAUUUAAUUCAUAUUACUAUGCAAUGUUCAUCUAGUAAUUUUAUUGAAAACUUUGAAUUAUACAUAGAAAAUGUCAAACAAGUAAGCUCCUGACAGUUCGGUCUAAUGUGGUGUAAAAGUGUGCUGUAUGACAAAAUCCAUUUAAAUGCAUGAUACACAUUUUAAGAUAGAUAAUUACUGCAAAAGAAUAUUACUACCUAAUCACUACUGUUUAUUAAUUUACUACACAGGUGUGAAAAGUUCAGACCCAACAACCACAUUAGUAGAAUAAAUUUUUUUCUCCUCCAACUCUUAUGUGAGCUUAAUACUCUUAUAAUGAGCUUAAUAAAUGACCAAAUAGCCAGAAGCCUGCUGCAUUUUAGCAAUAUAUUUUUAGACAUCUUUUCUCAAAUUGUUGAUAUAGAAUUUGAUUGCUUUUUCUAAAGCAUUUAGAUGUUUCAAAAAUAUGUGCAGAUAUAAAAUUUAAGCUUGUGCGUUGACUUUUUUUUUGUAGCAUUCAAAUUUUUUUUAAACACUGAUUUUAAAUAAUUGUAAAAUGCAUUUAGCUUAUUGACUAUUGUAAGUUACUUGGUUAAACUAUUGACUGUUGUAAGUGAAAUUUGGACAAGACCAAAAAUAAGAUUUAAAGCUGACAUGCUUCAUGUGAUCUACUUGUAAAUAAUUUUUGUGCCUUUUUGAAAUUUGGACUCUUAUAAACUGUACUUAUGAAUGUUAUUUUUUUUUUUUUAAUAAAAGAGUUGAUUUUGAA
This is a messenger RNA of Parasteatoda tepidariorum (common house spider), 5189 nucleotides long. RefSeq names its product transcription termination factor 2. The record is from RefSeq and is a predicted model, not a curated record. Gene Ontology annotation, molecular function: ATP binding; ATP-dependent activity, acting on DNA. Gene Ontology annotation, biological process: DNA repair. Gene Ontology annotation, cellular component: nucleus. Lineage: Eukaryota; Metazoa; Arthropoda; Arachnida; Araneae; Theridiidae.